This is a messenger RNA of Podarcis muralis (Common wall lizard), 2256 nucleotides long. RefSeq names its product vomeronasal type-2 receptor 26-like. NCBI's taxonomy places the organism in Eukaryota, Metazoa, Chordata, Lepidosauria, Squamata, Lacertidae. Gene Ontology annotation, biological process: G protein-coupled receptor signaling pathway. Gene Ontology annotation, molecular function: G protein-coupled receptor activity. The record is from RefSeq and is a predicted model, not a curated record. Gene Ontology annotation, cellular component: plasma membrane.
AUGACUUAUAAGGCCACACUGAGCCUGCUUUCCACACAAAAGAUGUUUGUUCCCAACUUCACUUGUGACAAGCAGAACCAAUUGAUAGCUAUCAUUGGCGGAUGUUUCUCUGAGAUCUCUGUCAAUAUGGCUUUCAUUUCAGCCACCCACAAAAUUCCACAGCUCCCUUACGGAUCAUUCUUGCCAUUUAAAGGUUCCAAAAUGCUAUUCCCUUUUCUGUACCAAAUGGUCCCAACUGAAUCCUACCAGCAAAUGGGAGUUGUGAGAUUAUUUCAGCAUUUUGGAUGGAAAUGGGUUGGGGUUGGUGCUGUGAAUGAUGACAAAGGGGACAGGUUUUUACAGACAAUGAUGCCAAUGCUUGCUCAAAAUGGAAUCUGUUAUGCCUUCAUAGUAAGAAUGCCAAAAUGGGAUUAUGUGGAGGAGAUGAUAGACUUGAUUUUAAAGCAGUUUAAAAAUUAUGAAGUUAUCUUUGAGAAUAAUGCCAAUAUAUUUUUUGUAUAUGGAGAACCUCCAUCCUUUCAGAUUGUGAGGAUAUUUAUUUUUCUAGCAACCUAUAUGGAAUGGCCUCCCCUUGGUAAAGUGUGGAUUAUUACAUCCCACUGGGAUUUCACAUCAGUGUCCAUUCAGAAGACAUGGGAUAUGCAAACCUUCCAUGGUUCCAUAUCCUUCACUGCUCACUCAAAUCAGCCACCAAGCUUUCAAAAAUUUCUUAAGGAGAUAACGCCUUUUGGGGUGAAAGGAGAUGGAUUUAUCCAGGACUUCUGGGAACAGGCAUUCAGCUGUUCAUUAAAGAAGCAGGAGGAAGCCUAUAAGGAAACAUGCACUGGGGAAGAGAAGCUGGAGAGCAUUCCUGGGAUUUUAUUUGAAAUGAAGAUGACUGGCCAUAGUUACAGUGUCUACAAUGCUGUCUAUGCUGUGGCACAUGCUUUGCACAACCUAUACAGAUUGAGAUUGAAGCAUAGAAGGUUGUUAGAAGAUUGGAGAUUGGUGUUGCAGAAGAUCCAUCACUUUCUAAAGCUCAUCAUAUUCAAUAACAGUGUUGGAGAAACAAUACAUUUUGAUGACAGUGGAGAAUUAGUAACAGGCUUUGAUGUUACAAAUUGGAUGAUGUUUCUGAAUGCGUCAGUGGUUAGAGUAAAAGUUGGAACACUAGAUCCUCAGGCUCCUCGAGGCAAAGAGUUAACCAUUCAUGAUGACCAAAUUAUCUGGCACCAAAGCUUUAAUCAGGUACUACCAGUUUCUGUGUGUAAUGACAACUGCUAUCCUGGCUACAACAGGAAAAAAAAGGAGGGAGCAAAAUUUUGCUGCUAUGAUUGUGUGCCGUGUCCAGAAGGGAUGAUCUCUGAUAAGAAAGACAUGGAUUGCUGCAUUAAUUGUCCAGAAGACCAAUAUGCCAAUGAAAACCAAACUCAGUGCAUUCCAAGGAUUAUAAGCUACCUUACUUACAAUGAAGAUUUGGGGAUCAUCUUAUUUAUUAUGGCUAUUUCUCUCUCUUUUGUCGCAGCUUCAGUUCUUGGAAUUUUUAUGAAGCAUAAGGAGAGUCCAAUAGUAAAAGCUAACAACCGGAACCUCACCUACAUCCUUCUUGUUUCCCUCCUCCUUUGUUUCCUCUGUUCCCUGCUCUUCAUUGGACAGCCUGGAACGGCAACCUGCCCUCUCCGACAAACAGCUUUUGGCAUCAUCUUCUCUUUGGCCCUCUCUUCUGUAUUGGCAAAGACCAUCACUGUGGUUCUGGCCUUCAUGGCAACCAAACCAGGUGCCAAAAUAAGGAAAUGGGUUGGCAAAAGAACAGCAAAUUCUAUUAUCCUUCUCUCCACUUUUAUUCAAGUUGGUGUUUGUACUCUUUGGUUAAGUACCGCUCCUCCAUUCCCAGAUACAGACCCACACUCAUUCUAUGGGGAAAUCAUACUAGUUUGUAAUGAGAAUUCAGCUACCAUGUUUUACUGUGUUUUGGGCUAUAUGGGCUCUCUAGCCAUUAUCAGUUUCAUUGUGGCUUUUCUAGCCAGGAAGUUACCUGACAGUUUCAAUGAAGCCAAGUUCAUCACUUUCAGCAUGUUGCUGUUUUGUAGUGUGUGGUUAUCCUUUGUUCCCACCUAUCUGAGCACCAAAGGAAAAUACAUGGUGGCUGUGGAGAUCUUCUCCAUCUUAUGCUCCAGUGCUGGGUUACUGGGUUGCAUCUUUUUCCCUAAAUGCUACAUCAUUGUGCUGAGGCCUGACCUAAAUAGUAGAGAGCAUAUAAUGCAAAGGAAAAUAUGA